CUUGGAGAGAAUAACUUACAAGUCCAGUAAUUAAUGGCAAAUACAGAGAUGUCUCCAGGAAGCUCCAUGCAUGGAGUCUCAGCUAAGGAACAAACCUUUGCUUUCUCAGUCACCAACCCAGAUGUCCCAACAGACACCACUGCAAAAUUCUCUCUCCCAGUGGACUCAGAACACAAAGCCAAAGUAUUCAACCUUUUCUCCUUAGCCAACCCACACAUGACAACUUUUCAUCUUUCUUGGUUCUCCUUCUUCACUUGCUUUGUCUCCACAUUUGCUGCAGCUCCUUUAGUUCCCAUCAUCAGAGACAACCUAAACCUCACAAAAAAAGACAUAGGCAAUGCCGGGAUAGCUUCAGUCUCCGGCAGCAUAUUUUCAAGGCUUGCAAUGGGUGCAGCCUGUGACUUAUUAGGUCCUCGUUAUGCUUGUGCCUUUCUCCUGAUGCUUUCUGCGCCAACUGUGUUUUGCAUGUCGUUUGUGUCAUCUGCUGGAGGAUAUAUAGCUGUUCGAUUCAUGAUUGGAUUUUCUUUAGCAACUUUUGUUUCAUGCCAAUUUUGGAUGAGUACUAUGUUUAAUGGGAAGAUUAUUGGGGUUGUAAAUGGAACUGCUGCUGGGUGGGGGAAUAUGGGAGGUGGAGCUACGCAGUUGCUUAUGCCUUUGCUUUAUGAGUUGAUUAAGAGAGCUGGGGCUACUCCUUUUACUGCUUGGAGGAUUGCUUUCUUUAUUCCUGGAUGGUUGCAUGUGAUUAUGGGAAUUUUUGUUUUAUGUUUAGGCCAAGAUUUGCCUGAUGGGAACCUCACCACUUUGCAGAAGAAGGGAGAUGUUCACAAGGAUCACUUCUCUAAGGUUCUUUGGUAUGCUGUGACGAACUACAGAACAUGGAUUUUUUUCCUUCUCUACGGCAUGUCGUUAGGUGUGGAACUCACCACUGAUAACGUUAUCGCCGAAUAUUUCUUUGACAGGUUUAACCUGAAGCUUCGGACAGCCGGCACCAUAGCUGCCACCUUUGGAAUGGCCAAUAUAUUUGCUCGUCCCGCCGGCGGUCUCUUGUCAGACUUGGCAGCGCGCCGUUUCGGCAUGCGCGGCCGCCUCUGGAACCUUUACAUCCUUCAAACACUUGGAGGCAUAUUCUGCAUCUGCCUUGGCAGAGCAAACUCCCUUUCUAUCUCCGUUCUGUUCAUGAUUCUCUUCUCUAUAGGUGCCCAAGCCGCUUGUGGCGCCACCUUUGGCAUCAUACCCUUCAUCUCUCGUCGUUCUCUCGGUAUCAUCUCCGGCCUCACCGGUGCAGGUGGCAAUUUCGGGUCUGGAUUGACGCAAUUACUGUUUUUCACGAGCUCGAGAUACUCCACUGCAACUGGGUUAUCUCUGAUGGGUAUAAUGAUCGUUGCUUGUACGUUACCUGUGUCGCUUGUUCAUUUCCCGCAGUGGGGUAGCAUGUUCUUGCCUGCAACAAAGAAUGAAGAGAAGUGCAGCGAAGAGUAUUAUUAUGGGUUGGAGUGGAAUAAAGAGGAGAAGGAGAAAGGGUUGCAUCAAGGAAGCCUGAAGUUCGCAGAGAAUAGCCAGUCGGAGAGGGGACGGCGGGCAGUUUCUUCAGUUACACAACCUAGUUCUCCACCUGGUAAUGUGUAGAGGUUGAAUUUAGCUUGUGUUGUGUGCUACUAUGCUUGUUUCCUUGCAGUUGGAUAGGCCUGAUAUGAGGAAAUCCAUAGAAGGAACAGGCAUGAAGGGGAUUUGUUAAUGGACUCGGCCCAUGAACAAAUUAAGAUUGUAAAAUGCCUUAUAAACUUCAGAAAUUCUUCUACCAUAUUCAUACUCAGCUACCCAAUAACCCAAAUGAAUCUAUGGAGCAAACAGAUAAGCUAAUAUUAGCUGUUGUAAUAAUCGGUAGUUAUUUUAAUAAUU
Molecule: messenger RNA, 1899 nt
Organism: Manihot esculenta (cassava)
Lineage: Eukaryota; Viridiplantae; Streptophyta; Magnoliopsida; Malpighiales; Euphorbiaceae
Product: high affinity nitrate transporter 2.4
Exons: 3
Coding region: 34-1626 (530 amino acids)
Biological process (GO): nitrate transmembrane transport; cellular response to nitrate
Cellular component (GO): plasma membrane; plant-type vacuole membrane
Molecular function (GO): nitrate transmembrane transporter activity
Source: RefSeq, a predicted model, not a curated record